Naegleria lovaniensis is the source of this 1689-nucleotide messenger RNA. RefSeq lists its product as uncharacterized. Gene Ontology annotation, molecular function: ATP binding; protein kinase activity. The transcript is spliced from 4 exons. Gene Ontology annotation, biological process: protein phosphorylation. NCBI's taxonomy places the organism in Eukaryota, Heterolobosea, Eutetramitea, Acrasida, Naegleriidae. The record is from RefSeq and is a predicted model, not a curated record. Bases 1 to 1689 code for a protein of 562 amino acids.
AUGCCAAUAUCACUGAGGAGAAAGGAUGAUAACAAAUCAUCGCCUUCUCCUGCCUCUUCAACUUCAUCCAUUACAUCAGGCGGAGCAUUGAGCGUGACUAGCGCAUCAUCCGUGUUGAGUACAUCACCUGGAUCAUCUCCAAUGGCAAGAGGAAGGUCAGAGUCUGUAACAUCUGAUACAUCCAGCAUUACCCAAAGACUUUCCGCUGAAAAUAUUGAGAAAAUAGAGAAAAUUGGAGAGGGAGCGUUUGGAGAAGUGUGGAAGGGAAUUAACAAAAUAAAUGGAGAAACAGUAGCAAUCAAAAUCAUUGAUCUUGAAGAAGCAACAGAUGAAAUUGAAGACAUUCAAAAAGAGGUUCACGUUCAAAUGAGUGCAAAUUCUCCUUUUGUUGUAAAGGUUUAUGGAGCUUUUAUUAACGGAUCGUUUUUAUGGAUUGUUAUGGACCUUUUGCUUUGUUCUAUUCAAGACAUUAUGGAAAUAUUAACAAAACAACGAGGUGCAAGCGAAACAGUAGGCAUUGAAGAAAAACACAUUGCCGUAAUUAUGCGAGAAACUUUGAAAGGGCUUGAUUACCUUCAUACGGAAAACAAAAUUCAUAGAGAUAUCAAAAGCGCAAACAUUUUGAUUUCAAAGGAUUGUCAAAUCAAAAUCGGAGAUUUUGGAGUUUCUGGACAAUUAACAAAUACGAUGGGAAAUCGAAAACGAUAUACUUUUGUUGGAACACCCUACUACAUGGCACCGGAGGUGAUUGUUAGACAAGGUUAUACAGAAAAAGCUGAUAUUUGGUCUUUAGGAAUAACAGCAAUAGAAAUGUUUAAAGGCUCACCACCAUUAAGUCAUAUGAAGCCAUUCCAAGCUCUUUUAAAAAUUCCAAAAGAACCUUCUCCCAAACUCGAUGAUCCUAGAGCUUCUAAAUAUUUUAAAGAAUUUAUUGAUCUUUGCCUUCAAAAAGAACCCAACGCAAGACCAAGUGCAAAAGAACUUCUCAAAUGCAAGUUCAUAAAAGGUGCCAAAAAGAACUCUGUUCUUUCUGAUUUGGUUGAGGCUAAGCUGAAUUAUGUGAAACCAAUGAAGCUCUCAAAUGGAAGACGUGACGAUGAUUCUGACGACUCAGACGACUCGGAUGAAUCAGAUGAAGGUGACGAAGAAAAUGAAGAAGAAGGUACAAUUGUAAAUAAGAAAUGGGAUUUUGGUACAGUUCAAGAAAAGAAAAAACCAACAAAACCUGAACAGCUUACUCAACAAGCAACCUCUGUAACAUCUCCACACACUCCUCCCAAGAAAGAUCCAGCCUCUAACAAGAUGAAAUUUGAUUUUGGAGACAGUGAAGAUAGUGAUGACAGUGAUGAUAGCGAUGGUGAUGACAGUGAUGAUAACGGUACUGCUAUGAAUACUGUGAAAUCUGCACCAAAGCAAAUUGUUUCCACACCAUCCAACAAAAACACCCCCAACAACAACUCUUCUGCAAACAAUGUGUCUGUAACCGGAUCUAUUGAUCAAAUUUAUGCUGAAAUUCUUUGUGAAACGCUGUAUGACAUGUCACAAGACGAUUUAUCAGAGAGAUUCCAACUUGCCGAGGCCUCUCAGAAAGGCCUUUGCAAAACAGUUAUUCAAUCCAUUCUUAAGAGAAUUGAUAAAAAGAUUAAGGAGGGAGUUCUUACUGAAGAAGCAAGAAACUCCUUGAAAUAA